Molecule: messenger RNA, 2462 nt
Organism: Panthera uncia (snow leopard)
Lineage: Eukaryota; Metazoa; Chordata; Mammalia; Carnivora; Felidae
Gene: SLC28A1
Product: solute carrier family 28 member 1
Exons: 17
Coding region: 28-1974 (648 amino acids)
Biological process (GO): cytidine transport; uridine transmembrane transport; nucleoside transmembrane transport
Cellular component (GO): membrane
Molecular function (GO): pyrimidine- and adenosine-specific:sodium symporter activity
Source: RefSeq, a predicted model, not a curated record
UUGUCUUUCAGCCGCAAGGUCCGGCACAUGGAGGGCAACAGCCCGAAAGGAAGAGAGUUCAUCUCUCUCACACCUGUGGCCAAUGGUCUGGAGAACAUGGGGGCCGAGCUCUUGGAAAGUCUGGAGGAAGGCCGGACCCCUGGCAACGACUCAAGCCGUGCGGAGGGUGGGGACAUCUGGACGGAGGCCAGCCCGGAGCCCCUGUCAGGAUGGAGGAGCCUGCAGCCUGCUCUGAGGGCCAGACGCUUCUGCCGGGAGCACACACGGCUGUUUCGAUGGAUCUGCACGGGCCUGCUCUGUACUGCGUUCGCUGCCUUCCUGCUGGUCGCCGGCCUCCUGGAUUUCCAGAGGGCCCUGGCACUGUUCGUCCUCACCGGUGUGGUCCUCGCCUUCCUGGCCCACAGCCUGCUGAAGAGGCUGCUGGGGCCCAAACUGCUGAGGUGUUUCAAGCCUCUGGGGCAUUGCCGCCUGAACGUCUGGUUUGAGAGGACUCUGGCCCUCGCUGCUUUCCUGGGCCUGGUCUCGUGGCUGGUUCUGGACACCUCCCAGCGACCCGAGCAGCUAGUGUCCUUUGCAGGAAUCUGCGUGUUCAUCUGCCUCCUCUUCGCCUGCUCAAAGCAUCACCGCACAGUAUCCUGGAGGACUGUGUCCUGGGGCCUCGGACUACAGUUCGCACUUGGUCUCUUCGUCAUCAGAACAGAGCCAGGAUUUAUUGCAUUCCAGUGGAUGGGCAACCAGAUCCAGAUCUUCCUGAGCUACACGGACGUGGGCUCCAGCUUCGUGUUUGGGGAGGCCAUGGUCAAGGGAGUCUUUGCCUUUCAGGUUCUGCCCAUCGUUAUCUUCUUCAGCUGUGUCAUGUCGGUUCUCUACUAUGUGGGCCUCAUGCAGUGGGUGAUCCAGAAGAUCAGCUGGCUGAUGCAGGCCACCAUGGGCACCAUGGCCACUGAGACCCUGAGUGUGGCUGGAAACAUCUUUGUGAGCCAGACCGAGGCUCCUCUGCUGAUCCGGCCCUACUUGGCGGACAUGACUCGCUCUGAAAUCCACGCCGUCAUGACCGGAGGCUAUGCCACCAUUGCCGGCAGUCUGCUGGGCGCCUAUAUCUCCUUUGGGAUCGAUGCUGCCUCCCUGAUUGCUGCCUCGGUCAUGGCCGCCCCUUGUGCGCUGGCCCUCUCCAAGCUGGUCUAUCCGGAGGUGGAGGAGUCCAAGUUUAGGAGCCUGGAAGGGGUGAAACUGACCGGCGGAGACGCUCAGAACCUCUUAGAAGCAGCCAGCAGUGGGGCUGCUGUCUCCGUGAAGCUGGUUGCCAACAUCGGAGCCAACCUGAUCGCCUUCCUGGCGUUGCUGGCCUUCGUCAACGCGGCCCUGUCCUGGCUGGGAGCCAUGGUGGGCGUCCAGGGGCUCAGCUUCCAGCUCAUCUGCUCCUAUGUCCUGCGGCCCGUGGCCUUCUUGAUGGGUGUGACCUGGGAGGACUGCCCGGUGGUGGCCGAGCUGCUGGGGAUCAAGCUGUUCCUGAACGAGUUCGUGGCCUAUCAGGGGCUCUCCCAGUACAAGCAGCGCCGCCUGGCCGGAGUCGAGGAGUGGGUGGGCACCAAGAAGCAGUGGAUCUCCGUCAGAGCAGAAAUCCUCACGACGUUCGCCCUCUGUGGAUUCGCCAACUUCAGCUCCAUUGGGAUCAUGCUGGGAGGCCUGACCUCCAUGGCCCCCCAGCGGAAGAGCGACUUCUCACGGAUAGUGCUCCGGGCGCUCUGCACGGGGACCUGUGUGUCGCUGGUGAAUGCCUGCGUGGCCGGGAUCCUCUAUGUGCCCAGGGGGGCUGAAGUUGACUGCACGAGCCUCCUGAACACAACCGUCAGCAGCAGCAGCUUCGAGGUGUACCAGUGUUGCUGUGAGGCCUUCCGGAGCACCAGCGCAGAGGUUAGCCGCGGGGCCCUGGACACCUGCUGUCGAUUUUACAACCACACGACCUGUGCGUAGCCGGGACGGCACGUCUUCGGCCCUCUGGGGGAGCCACAGGGCUUAGAGUCGCCUCAGUCACACAGUUGGAAAGGAGCGAUGGGGCGGGCGGGCAGAGACCGGAUGGUAUGGAGGUGAAGGAUGCUCCCCAGUCCUUGCCCCCUUCCUGCUCCCUCCCGAGAUGUGAAUUCUUGGGGUCGCCUCUGCCUCCUCAUCUCGCCCCUCCACAUCCAAAGAGCACCCAGGCCUCUGUCUUCCCACCUUGCGUCUCUCACAUCUUCUGUUAUGGGGUCCCUCCCUCUUCCUCCUCUGGGCACGUGAAUCUGGCCUCUGCGGGACGGGUUCUCCUGGGAACCCCUGCCUCUACUUUCAAAGACUCCCCCACCGCCUUUGCCCACAGCACUUCCCAAACUGGUGUCCCGUGAAACACUGGCCGACGAGGUGUUCAGGAGAUUCCAGGAUCCGCCAGGCUUGGGAAACUAGGCGCUGAAUAAAGGCAGACAGGUUUU